GUUUCGUGUUGUCUUGUGCUCAGCUCUCCUCUCUCUCUAGCUCGUCUCAAAAAUAUUGCUCUGGUUAAUGAAGAUUAUUCAAAGAAAUAUUAGAGGAGCGGCAUCAUCACAGACGUCACUCUAGAGCUUCUUCCCUUCCAAGUUGCGGGAGAGAGUGUGUGUAUUUCACGGCAUCAUAUCUCCCAUCUCUUUUUAUCUGUUUUGGCAUUCUCUAUCCCUUCUUUGAUUCUCUUCACCACCAACACUACUACUGCUACUCCACUAUCACCAAUUCACCACGCCUACAAAGCAAGGAGAAGUCAUGUGGCCUAGAUUAGUCGCCAAUAAGUUUCUCAGGAAGAGGAUUUGCAGCAACAACUUCGUUGCAGAUUUUCCAAGCAACUCCGGAGCGUUGCUGCAGAUUCCGACCCUUGACGAAGAGUCUCUCGUCUCUACGCCCAUCAUCGAUCAGAAGGAGAUACCCAAGUACAAGAUUUUUGUUAGUACUUGGAACGUCGGUGGGGUUGCGCCACCUGAAGGUUUGAAUAUCGAGGAUUGGCUGGACACAUGCAAGACCUCCUGUGACAUCUAUGUUUUAGGGUUUCAAGAAGUGGUGCCUCUUAAUGCAGCGAAUAUUCUAGGAUCUGAGAAUAGUAAGAUUGCCAUGAAAUGGAAUUCUUUGAUCAGAGAAGCUCUGAACAAGAGGGUAAGAAGUCGAGACAAGAAUGAAAUAGAUAAACAAGCUGGAGAAAUGCAAAAUGGAUUUCCUGUAAAAGAUGGAAAAUUGGUAAUUGAAAGCAGAGUUCCUCAAGACUUCAGGUGCAUCAUAAGCAAGCAAAUGGUGGGGAUACUGAUCUCAGUUUGGGUUCGAGGUAGUCUUCUUCCAUACAUACAGCACCCAAGUGUCUCCUGUGUAGGCUGCGGCAUCAUGGGCUGCCUAGGGAACAAGGGUUCAGUGUCUGUUAGAUUCCAGUUACAUGGAACAAGCUUCUGCUUUGUUUGCUGUCAUCUAGCUUCAGGGGGAAGAGUGGGGCAUGAGAGGCAUAGGAAUUCUAAUGCGGCAGAUAUACUAUCUCGAACAAGCUUUCCUAGAGGCCCUUCACUUGAUAUGCCGCAAAAGAUUCUAGACCAUGAUCGAGUGAUUCUGCUUGGAGACUUGAAUUAUAGGGUCUCCCUUCCGGAGGAAACGACGAGGUUACUUGUGGAUAAAAGAGAGUGGAGUACCCUGCUUGAGAAUGAUCAGCUAAUGAUGGAGGUGAUGGAUGGGCAAGUGCUUGGAGGUUGGCACGAAGGACCCAUCGAAUUUGCUCCUACUUACAAAUAUUAUCCGAAUUCCGACGUAUACUAUGGAGGCGGUCAAGGCCAAAAAGGCGAGAAGAGACGCGCUCCUGCCUGGUGCGAUAGAAUAAUUUGGUACGGGAAGGGGCUAAAGCAACAACUUUACACGAGAGGAGAGGUGAAGAUAUCGGAUCACCGACCAGUGAAGGCAAUUUUUACAGCCGAAGUUGGGGUAUUACUAACACUGAAAGAAUUCCAGACCUUCUUCCUGACGUCAGACAGGUUUGAACAAAUUGCUAGCCGGUUUGAUCCGAUCUCCACUGAUGAGUUUCUAUGCAGUGGCAGAUCAAGCUUCCAUAUUUGAGACUAAAUUUAUUUAAGAAUUAAAAAGAAAAAAAGAAAGGCAGCACGAGAAGCUUCUGUUUGUCUUGCUUGAAGUUGCUGAUGAGUGUACAGUGAUGUUGAUUUUCAUUUUCUCGUUGUUUUCCGCCAUAAAGGCUGUCUGUGUCACGCUUUCUUAUUCAAUGGAUCAUAUCAUUAUAAAAUUUAA
Molecule: messenger RNA, 1807 nt
Organism: Vitis riparia (riverbank grape)
Lineage: Eukaryota; Viridiplantae; Streptophyta; Magnoliopsida; Vitales; Vitaceae
Product: type IV inositol polyphosphate 5-phosphatase 9
Exons: 8
Coding region: 302-1621 (439 amino acids)
Biological process (GO): phosphatidylinositol dephosphorylation
Molecular function (GO): phosphatidylinositol-4,5-bisphosphate 5-phosphatase activity; inositol-polyphosphate 5-phosphatase activity; phosphatidylinositol-3,4,5-trisphosphate 5-phosphatase activity
Source: RefSeq, a predicted model, not a curated record